This is a messenger RNA of Pelmatolapia mariae (spotted tilapia), 4422 nucleotides long. It is a transcript of the gene tpbgl, whose product is annotated as Wnt-activated inhibitory factor 2. Gene Ontology annotation, molecular function: protein binding. Gene Ontology annotation, biological process: negative regulation of canonical Wnt signaling pathway. Bases 416 to 1477 code for a protein of 353 amino acids. The record is from RefSeq and is a predicted model, not a curated record. The transcript has a single exon. Gene Ontology annotation, cellular component: plasma membrane. Lineage: Eukaryota; Metazoa; Chordata; Actinopteri; Cichliformes; Cichlidae.
GAAUUCUGAAGGAAGAGGGCUCAGAAGAACAUCAAGCUUGCCGUGCAUCUCUCUCUCUCUCUCUCUCUCUCUCUCUCUCUCCCCCUCUCCCCCCCACCCCUCUCUGUGACAGACGUCAAAAAUACCACCAUGGGAGCGCGGAUCAGAAGCUUUCCACGCAGCCACACUUCACACUUGGCCGUCUUCAGCCGUUCUCAUGCGUGCAAAUCUCAAACAAAACUCAUCUUUACUGCAGAAAAACACGACUCCAAGGUGACAAUGAAGAAAGCCGUUUAUUUCUAUCCCGUCUGCUCCAAGUAAAGGCAGUACGUCGGACUGACACGACUUUACACGCCUGUGAGAGGAUCGGUCACCUUCUUUGCAACACCCAUCGGCAAAUUCCUGCUUCGAGAGGAGGGGGGGAAAGAGGGAGAAGAUGUGGAUCUUUUACAGUUCGGACGAUUCAAAGUGUAUCUUUUCUAUUUGGAACCAGUGGUGUUUGUAUUACGCAGCAGUGAUGUGUUUGUUGUUUUCGCCCGUAAGGAUGGACGACGCGUGCCCGUCGUCCUGCAUCUGUACCAGGGACUCGAGGACGGUGACCUGCCGUGACGGGGACUACACCGAGGUACCCAGAGACAUGCCAAAGUGGACGUCCACCUUGACACUUACAGGGAGUAACAUCUCAACUUUACAGCGUGAUGCGUUCAUGACCAACGGCACGGAGUUGGAAAUGACAACACUCUCUCUGUCCUAUAACGGGAUACAGGCCAUUGAACCUUACGCCUUCCUGGGGCUUUCCCGGUUACAUUCGUUGGAUCUUAGCCACAAUCAGUUGGAGUUUAUCUCAUCCAGGGCUUUCCAUGGAUUACCCGAGCUGCGCUCUCUUAACCUGAAUUACUCCGUUUCUCCUGCGGCCACCGCGCAGCUCUCAGAUGCGCUCAACACACAAAGUUUGCGCAACCUGCACAGACUGGAGUUGGCGGGAAACAAGCUGACGUCUAUCCCCCUCGAGAGAUUAGAUGUCUUUAACCUCCACGAGUUGGUGCUGAUUAAUAACUCAAUAGAGAUCAUCGGGGAGGAAAAUGUAACCAGUUUGUACCAGCAAAGGCGCAUACGCGUCUACUUGUCUUUAAAUCCGUUUCGGUGCAGCUGUGAACUGGAGGCGUUUUACUACUGGCUGAAGAACUCGUCCCAGUGCCUGGAUGCAGGGCGUCUCCUGUGCAGCGAGCCAGAGGCUAAGAGGGGGAUUCCCGUGGAAAAGCUCCGGGGAGAGGAGGUUGAUUGUAUGAACGAGAACCUGGAGGCGGUGUCAUAUGUUUUCCUAGGUAUAGUGUUGGCUCUCAUCGGGGUGGUGUUCCUGAUGGUGCUCUAUCUCAACCGGGGAGGCAUCAAACGGUGGCUCAACAACAUCAGAGAGGCCUGCCGAGACCAGAUGGAGGUAUAUCAUUACCGCUAUGAGCAGGACUCAGACCCCAGACUGGCCAACGUGGCUGUUUAACCAGUCGAAACAUCAAUCCAGUGCUACAUAAUGUGAGGACAAACCAUAUUACCAGGAGAACUAUUUAUCAAAGACUGUGGCCUUGACCUGUCACAACUACAACUGAUGGUUUUUUAAAACUAGUUUCAUCACGUUCAGCCCAUGAAUUCACUCUGGGAUAUGCACAGAGCCAAAGGCAGUUAAAUAUAAGUAACUGUUCAUCCAGCACAACCGAAUACUUCAAUCUUCUCAGCAGUGUUGUACAUAUUGUAUAUAAGUAUCUCCUCAUAGCAGAGAGGAGAUACUCGUGUUAUCUUACACAGCCCCACUUGUUUAGCAUUUACCCUCAGUAACCAAGUCCAAAGCGCACAGUAAGGGUCCAUCAAAUUUCCAAUUGGAAAAGCUGAGUCAGCGUUAUUACCCAAAGCUGCCGCCCCUGCUUAAUAUUUUACAUUCAGAAAAACCUGCACAGAGAACAAGACUGCUUUUAAUCUACCAGGGAGUGCAUAUUAUCAGAAAACUGUCAGAGAAGGAAAGUCAUUUGGCAUUUUUUUAAUGGAGUGCCAUGUUUGUGGAAUAUGUUACACACCAUGUUUUCACGAAGACCCUUUUAUUUCAGAGAAGAACGUGUGUCAUUUGACACCAGAUCAGCUUAUCAGUAAAACUGUGGAAAAAGUGAAAGAGAGACCAAUUUUAACCGUGCAUGUGAUUCCUGUAGGCAUAGAAAACCAACCAAAACAUUAAUAAAAAGCCAAACACAAAAAGAAAAAGAAAAAUCAUGAGUUUGCAGUGUGUCUGUACAUUUUAUCAUCACUGUCAGGGAAUGUAGACUUUAUGCAGCACUGUGUCAGACAUUAAAUGUAUUUUUUUCCUGCUGUGUUUCUGAAUGAGUGUGCAAGCUCCUGGUGAAAUUUGCAGAACGUGUGACUUCACAAACUAAAGUGAGGUGUCACAUUGUCAUCGGGGUUCAAGGACUAGAGGGAAAGACUGGAGAGAUAUGACAUAAAAGCGCAGUCGUGUUAAUCACAUCAGGACUGUGACUAAUAACCUGUAAAGACUGAUCAUGGUAGUUGGUAUCUUUACGGCUCACGGCUGAUCGACCUUCUUAGCUAAAGGUCUCCAUUACAGUCAAGGUCACUGUGUGUAUAUGAAAUGAAAACAAACUGUAGCUAUGGAUUUCUAAACAAGCAGUAGGUUAUUUUCCGUUGUCAGAUCAUUAGUGGAAGGUAAGAGAGUGAGUAAAUCAACGCACCAGGCAUAGCAACUAACCAAGGAAUCAGUGUAGCAGCUGUUCCUCCCUCAUAAAUCAUAACAAAUGUGAUUAAUACACCUGAUUAAAGACAAUGAGGCGAGAAAAUUAGAAUCAUCCACACCGCACUGGAUGAACAGUUCUAACAAAAGGAGCGAGGUGAUGAUUAGCACUUUCCGGUGCAGAGAGGGAUCAAGCAGUGACAGAUCACUGUAAAACACAUGGCCCCCUCUCUAGACAAGCUACAGUUAUUUAUGUCUUCAUAUACAGAUAAAAAUAUUACAAUGUCUGCAUGUUUAACUUAAACUUCCAGUUAAGGGAUUAGAUAAUGAAUACAUGGACAGAUUUUUUUUAAAGCCAUUUUAUUAUGUCAGCAGGAGGAUGCACCUUUACGUAACAAAAGACAUCAAGCUGUGACACCGUGCCACUUCGUGACAUGCCACUGUACCAUACGCUGUCAUGUUGCAUAUGAAGUCUGAGGAGAUAAAGCUAAUCACCAGGACAGCAGUGUUCAAGGAUAAAAGCUUUUGUGUGCUGUAUAUGCAUGUUCCACGUCUGCAGCCAUGCCAGCAGCUCUGCGAGGCUGCACUGAAACACAUUUGCGCUUUGAGCUCAAAGCUACCAACAGUUCACAUGUUCACUGUUAUAAUGCUGAUGUCAAGCAGGUGUAAUUUACAAUAUUUACAAACCUUAGUUUAGUGCAUUAGCAUUCGUCAGAGUUCACUAAAAUGAAGAUGGUAACGAUGUAGAUUUGAUUAUGAACAUUUUAAGAUCUUUGGUACUAGAUAAAAAGUUGGAGGAUGGUGACCAAGAAUGUUUUAUUGCUCUCCAGCAUUUCAGUCUGUGGGAAAGUGGUGGGGCAGGCCAUCCCCGGAGUAACAUUACCACUGUGCCUGAAAUUGAAGAAUCCAGGCUUAAUUCAAAGUGAGCACUGUUGACAAGUAACAACCUAUAAAAGUCCAUAAUUUGAAAUGUGUGUUGUUAUUCUGUCAAAACCAAUUUUUUUAGUUGUUCUUAGAGAUUUGGGUUAAUCUCAUAACAAUGCACUAAAUAAUGAAAUGCAAGAUUGCUGAAAGCACACUGUCUGAGUUUUUCAGGCCUUUGUGGUGUUACUACGAGGUCCAGAAUAUGAAUAAUGGAUGUGUGGAUUUUAAGCCGUUGUUUACAAAUGCAAAUAAAUGUGAAAAAGCUAAUGAAAUGCUAAAUCAUCCCCAGACUAAUGGUUCGGGGGGUUGCCUUUGGGCAAACUAAUUCUGUUCUUAGACAUUAAAGAACACAAAGCAUUUCAUAACAACAAUAAUAAUAAUGAAGGAAGAUUGAUGGAAUAUAGGGAACAAUGUUAUAAUGAGACAAAACUGAGUUUCUUAACUUAUUGUAUGUGCUUCUGGUUUCAGUUUAAAUGCUGGGCUUGUGUGCCUUUAAAAAUCCAGAAGUACAAACCCACACAAACUUGACUAGAGCCAGUUGGGAUCAUAUAUUUCUAUGAUAUUCACAGUUAUAUCCCCCAUGAUCAGUCCUGCUACUUCAUUUAGUCAAAAUGUAAUCUCCUUUGCAAUUAAUUUUAUUCCAAACUGAAAUCAACAUAAAUCAAUGAUCUUCCUAAUUUCUGUUCAAUCCCGACUUUGACUAUGUCUCCUUUAUCUUUCUUCUGCGUGUUCUCUGCCUCUUUGACCAUCACCUUUUUCUAUUUUCUGGAGUCCUGGGCCAUAAAUAAACA